AUGGCGUUUCAUCGUCCUUGGCCAUUUCCAGAGUGUACUCAACCCGACAUGGCUCCUCAGCACCAGAAGCUGUCCAAGAUCGAAACCCUACGCCUGGCAAGAAACUACAUCAACUUGCUGACCCGCAUCCUGUCGUCCAGCUCCUCCCCGUCCAACGUGGAAUACGCCUAUUUGCUGUCGCGAGGACUGUCCCAGACGACUACAAACCUCAUUGCGAACAGUCUACAAGUCCACCCGAUGGCACUGAUGCAGGAAGGUAACCCGCUGUCACCUGACCAGUCACAGAUGCAACAGCUUCCCAGUUGCGAGGACUGUAGCAGCGUGCCCUGUGUGACCGACGCCUCCUGGAACCCGCCGUCCAGCUCGUGGUACUCCCAGCACGACUCGCUGAGUAUUUCCGGUGAAGCAGGUUCUUCCAUGACCAGCUCCACUCCCAGCCUCCUCGCCGCUGCCUACUGUCCGACUCGUCAGUACACAUCAACGCCGUUCGGCAGCGAGUCGCCUCCUCAAGUGUCAUUCGUUCCUUAUUUGGAACAGUUCCAAAAUGAUUAUACCACUCUGCCGUACGUACAAGCUGCAGCCGGUUCAGAGACUCAGCUUCUAACUACUUCCAGUGGCGUGCCUUACAAUUCAUCAUCCGGCUUUGUUAGCGGCGGUACACAAUCAAGCAGCGGUCACUUUGACCCCAUGAACAGAAGUUUCUGA
This is a messenger RNA of Soboliphyme baturini, 705 nucleotides long. The record is from the annotation of a GenBank genome assembly. Lineage: Eukaryota; Metazoa; Nematoda; Enoplea; Dioctophymatida; Soboliphymatidae.